UCGCGACAAUGGCUAUUUUCAACAAAUCACAAAGAUAUUGGAACUUUAUACUUCAUUUUCGGAGCCUGAGCAGGAAUAGUUGGCACAUCUCUUAGAAUUUUAGUUCGAGCAGAACUAGGUCAUCCUGGAGCAUUAAUUGGAGAUGAUCAAAUUUAUAAUGUAAUUGUAACUGCUCACGCUUUCGUAAUAAUUUUUUUCAUAGUUAUACCUAUUAUAAUCGGGGGGUUUGGAAAUUGAUUAGUCCCUUUAAUAUUAGGGGCACCAGAUAUGGCAUUCCCCCGAAUAAAUAAUAUAAGAUUCUGGUUAUUACCCCCUUCUCUCACUCUAUUGUUAGUCAGCAGCAUAGUGGAAAACGGAGCCGGUACAGGUUGAACUGUAUACCCGCCAUUAUCAUCUAUUAUUGCACAUGGAGGAGCAUCUGUCGAUCUAGCCAUCUUUUCACUCCAUUUAGCAGGUAUCUCCUCAAUCUUAGGAGCUGUAAAUUUUAUUACAACAGUAAUUAAUAUGCGAUCAACAGGAAUUACAUUCGAUCGAAUACCUUUAUUUGUUUGAGCAGUAGUACUAACAGCCCUACUACUUUUACUAUCUCUACCUGUCUUAGCCGGUGCUAUCACAAUACUUUUAACAGAUCGAAAUCUGAAUACUUCCUUUUUCGACCCAGCAGGUGGAGGAGACCCAAUCCUUUACCAACAUUUAUUUUGAUUUUUCGGACACCCAGAAGUAUACAUUCUAAUUCUCCCUGGAUUUGGUAUAAUCUCUCACAUUAUUAGUCAAGAAUCAGGUAAAAAGGAAACCUUUGGGUCUCUAGGAAUAAUCUACGCUAUAAUAGCAAUUGGACUUCUAGGUUUUAUUGUAUGAGCUCACCAUAUAUUUACAGUAGGAAUAGAUGUAGACACUCGAGCCUACUUUACUUCAGCUACAAUAAUCAUUGCAGUACCUACAGGCAUUAAAAUUUUCAGUUGAUUAGCUACUCUUCACGGCACACAGUUAAAUUAUUCCCCAGCAAUAUUAUGAGCCCUAGGAUUUGUAUUCUUAUUUACAGUAGGAGGAUUAACGGGAGUUGUACUUGCUUAUUCUUCUGUAGACAUUAUUUUACAUGAUACAUACUAUGUAGUAGCCCAUUUUCACUACGUACUAUCUAUGGGAGCAGUAUUCGCAAUUAUAGCCGGAUUUGUACACUGAUACCCCCUAUUCACCGGACUAAAUCUAAACCCUAAUUGAUUAAAAAGUCAAUUUAUUAUUAUAUUUAUCGGCGUAAAUUUAACAUUCUUCCCUCAACAUUUCUUAGGAUUAGCGGGAAUACCACGCCGAUACUCAGAUUACCCAGACGCCUAUACAACAUGAAAUGUAGUAUCCACAAUUGGCUCAUCUAUUUCUUUACUAGGAAUCUUAUUUUUCUUAUUUAUUAUUUGAGAAAGAUUAGUAACACAACGGCAAGUAAUUUACCCCAUACAACUUAAUUCAUCAAUUGAAUGACUUCAAAAUACUCCUCCAGCCGAACAUAGUUACUCAGAAUUACCUCUUUUAACUAAUU
This is a messenger RNA of Bactrocera oleae (olive fruit fly), 1534 nucleotides long. NCBI's taxonomy places the organism in Eukaryota, Metazoa, Arthropoda, Insecta, Diptera, Tephritidae. The record is from the annotation of a RefSeq genome assembly.